GGGGGAGAGAGACAGCACUGCGCUGAGGAAUCUGCCGCUGCCUCUCCAGGGAAGAGGCGCUUCUGCUUCUCCUUCCUCCUCCGCCUGCAGCCGCCCAGCGCACCUGCUUGGCCUGUGGGAAGACGGGAAGACGUCGCCGCCGCCACAGCCGCGGUGCCCGGGGGGCUGUGCGGAGCAGCGUCCCCGGGCACACCAGGAGAAGCCGCCUCCGCUCGUCCAUGAGCACCGCGGCUCCGGAGUGCCGACCCCGCACUGGCAGGGGGCAGCCAGCUGCAGGAGCGCACCCGGCGCGGGCGGCAGCAUGUGGAGUCCGACGGAGGAGGAAAAAUACGGCGUGGUUAUAUGCAGCUUUCGAGGGCCUGUACCACAAGGCUUGGUUCUAGAACUGGGAGAAACUGUCCAGAUCCUGGAAAAAUGUGAAGGAUGGUACAGAGGAGUUUCAAUAAAGAAACCUAAUGUGAAGGGGAUUUUUCCUAUUAAUUAUAUUCACUUGAAAAAGGCAGUUGUCAGCAACAGAGGGCAGUAUGAAACAGUUGUUCCACUUGAAGAUUCUGUUAUCACUGAAGUUACAGCAACACUCCAGGAAUGGGCUGUCCUCUGGAAACAGUUAUAUGUGAAACAUAAGAUAGAUCUCUUUUACAAACUGCGGCAUGUGAUGAAUGAACUGAUUGAUCUUCGCAGACAGCUACUAUCUGGUCAUUUGACCCAGGACCAAGUACGAGAAGUCAAGAGACACCUGACUGUACGCUUGGACUGGGGUAAUGAGCAUUUGGGCUUGGAUCUUGUCCCACGAAAGGACUUUGAGGUGGUGGAUUCAGAUCAGAUAAGUGUCUCUGAUCUAUACAAGAUGCAUUUAUCUAGUAGACAUAGUGUACAACAGAGCACAUCACAGGUAGAUACAAUACGCCCACGUCAUGGAGAAGCAUGUCGUCUGCCAGUACCUCACCACUUCUUUCUCAGUCUUAAAAGUUUCACUUACAAUACAAUUGGGGAGGAUGCAGAUGUAUUCUUUUUUUUGUAUGAUGUCCGGGAAGGCAAACAGAUCAGUGAAAGGUUUCUGGUACGCUUAAACAAGAAUGGAGGCCCCAAGAAUCCAGAGAAGAUUGACCGAAUGUGUGCACUUUUCACAGAUCUCAGCAGCAAGGAUAUGAAGAAAGAUUUGUACAUAGUUGCCCAUGUAAUUCGGAUAGGGCGCAUGUUGCUAAAUGAUUCAAGAAAGGGUCCUUCUCAUCUUCAUUACCGACGUCCAUAUGGUUGUGCUGUAUUAAGUAUCAUGGAUGUGAUUCCAUCAAUUUCUGAAUUAAAAGAAGAAAAGGAUUUUGUUCUUAAAGUUUACACGUGCAACAAUGAAAAUGAAUGGUAUCAGAUCCAUGAAAAUAUUAUUCGCAAAUCUAGCACCAAAUAUACAGCACCCAGCUCAAACUAUGGACUUAUAAUUUCUCUUCAGCUUCUUCGUGGAGAAAUGGAGCAUAUUCGGAGGGAGUAUCCUAUGAUCUUUAACAGAGGGGUGGCUGUUACCAGAAAAAUUGGUUUUCCAGAUGUUAUUAUGCCUGGUGAUAUACGCAAUGACUUGUACCUGACUUUAGAGAAAGGAGACUUUGAAAGAGGUGGUAAAAGUGUUCAGAAGAACAUUGAAGUGACUAUGUAUGUUCUUUAUGCAGAUGGAGAGAUUCUAAAGGACUGCAUCAGUUUAGGCUCGGGAGAGCCAAGUAGGAGUCUAUAUCAUUCCUUUGUCCUCUAUCACAAUAACAGCCCUCGUUGGGGAGAAGUCAUCAAACUUCCCAUUCCCAUAGACAGGUUCCGUGGUUCUCACCUCCGUUUUGAGUUCAGGCACUGUUCCACAAAAGAUAAAGGUGAAAAGAAGCUUUUUGGCUUUGCAUUUACACCACUAAUGAGAGAUGAUGGCACCACCCUUUCUGAUGAUAUUCAUGAGCUUUAUGUUUAUAAGUGUGAUGAAAACAGCACAUUCAAUAACCAUGCCCUCUACCUGGGUCUUCCAUGCUGCAAAGAAGACUAUAAUGGCUGUCCCAACAUUCCUUCGAGCCUGAUUUUCCAGCGAAGCACCAAAGAGUCAUUUGCAAUCUCUACUCAGCUCUCUUCUACCAAACUCACUCAGAAUGUGGAUCUACUUGCUCUCUUGAAAUGGAAGGCUUAUCCAGAUCGUGUAAUGGAUAUCUUAGGAAGACUGAGGCAUGUCAGUGGUGAAGAAAUUGUUAAGUUCUUGCAGGAUAUCUUGGACACAUUAUUUGUGAUUUUGGAUGACAACACAGAAAAAUAUGGACUACUGGUCUUUCAGUCUCUUGUGUUCAUCAUCAAUCUCCUGCGUGAUAGCAAAUAUUAUCAUUUUCGACCUGUAAUGGACACUUACAUCCAAAAGCACUUUGCAGGAGCGCUGGCCUACAAAGAACUUAUUCGGUGUUUGAAGUGGUACAUGGACCGAUCAGCUGAACUUGUACGACAGGAUCAUAUUCAGGAGGCAAUGCGGGCCUUGGAAUAUCUUUUCAAGUUCAUUGUUCAGUCUCGGAUCCUUUACUCCAGAGCAACUUGUGGAAUGGAGGAGGAACAGUUCAGAGCCAGCAUCCAAGAACUUUUCCAGUCAAUCAGAUUUGUGCUUAGUCUGGACAGCAGGAGCUCAGAGACUCUCAUCUUUACACAGGCAGCUCUGUUAAAUUCCUUCCCUGCAAUAUUUGACGAGCUUUUGCAGAUGUUCACAGUACAGGAAGUAGCAGAGUUUGUGCGAGGAACUCUUGGGAGUAUGCCCAGUACAGUGCAUAUUGGACAAUCUAUGGAUGUCGUUAAAUUGCAGUCUAUAGCUCGUACUGUAGAUAGUCGCUUGUUUUCUUUCUCGGAAUCCCGGCGCAUCUUGUUACCUGUGGUUCUUCAUCAUAUUCAUCUUCACCUUAGACAGCAAAAAGAGUUGCUUAUCUGCUCUGGAAUCCUCAGUAGUAUCUUCUCCAUCAUCAAAACAAGUUCUGUGGAGACAGAUGUCAUUGAGGAGGUAGAAAUGAUGGUGGAGAGCCUCCUGGAUGUACUUUUACAAACUUUACUUACUAUCAUGAGUAAAUCACAAUCUCAGGAGGCGGUAAGAGGACAACGUUGCCCACAGUGCACAGCUGAAAUCACUGGGGAAUAUGUGUCCUGUCUUUUGUCUCUACUUCGUCAGAUGUCUGACACUCACUUCCAACAUUUACUGGAGAAUUUCCAAAGCAAGGAUGAAUUAAAGGAAUUUCUGCUAAAGACUUUCUGCGUAUUUCGAAAUCUGAUGAAGAUGAGUGUCUUUCCUCGGGAUUGGAUGGUGAUGAGAUUGCUCACCAGCAAUAUAAUAGUUACAACAGUUCAGUUUCUGUCCCCUGCACUGCACAAGAAUUUCACAGAAACAGAUUUUGAUUUUAAGGUGUGGAACUCCUAUUUCAGUUUGUCAGUCUUGUUUAUAAAUCAGCCCAGCCUGCAACUGGAAUCUGUUACUCCAGCAAAGCGUAAAAAGAUACUGGACAAGUAUGGUGACAUGCGGGUGAUGAUGGCGUACGAACUGUUCAGUAUGUGGCAGAAUCUAGGUGAACAUAAAAUUCACUUUAUUCCGGGAAUGAUUGGCCCCUUCCUCGGUGUCACACUGGUCCCGCAGCCAGAGGUCCGUAACAUCAUGAUCCCAAUUUUUCAUGACAUGAUGGACUGGGAGCAGAGGAAAAAUGGAAACUUCAAACAGGUGGAAGCAGAAUUGAUUGAUAAGCUUGACAGCUUGGUAUCAGAAGGAAAAGGAGACGAGAACUAUCGAGAGCUCUUCGGUCUGCUCCUGCUGGAAAAGAUUGAGCAAGAGACUUGGAGAGAGACUGGUGUUUCUUUUGUUACAUCAGUUACUCGUCUGAUGGAACGUCUCCUUGACUACAGGGACUGUAUGAAAGGAGAUGAAACGGAGAACAAGAAAAUUGGUUGCACUGUUAACCUUAUGAACUUUUAUAAAUCUGAAAUUAAUAAGGAAGAAAUGUAUAUUCGCUACAUCCACAAGUUGUGUGAUAUGCACUUGCAGGCUGAAAACUACACAGAGGCUGCCUUUACAUUGCUCUUAUACUGUGAGCUGCUUCAGUGGGAGGAGAGGCCUCUUCGGGAGUUCCUGCACUACCCUUCCCAGACAGAGUGGCAGCGUAAAGAAAAUCUUUGCCGAAAAAUUAUCCACUAUUUUAAUAAAGGGAAGAGCUGGGAAUUUGGAAUCCCAUUGUGCAGAGAGCUUGCUAUUCAAUAUGAAAGCUUAUAUGAUUAUCAAAGCCUCAGCUGGAUUCGGAAAAUGGAAGCUACCUAUUAUGAUAAUAUAAUGGAACAGCAACGGUUGGAGCCUGAAUUUUUCAGAGUUGGCUUUUAUGGAAGAAAAUUUCCCUUCUUCCUUCGGAACAAAGAGUAUGUUUGCCGAGGCCAUGACUAUGAGAGACUGGAGGCCUUCCAACAAAGAAUGCUCAGUGAAUUCCCACAAGCCAUUGCAAUGCAGCAUCCAAACCACCCAGAUGACAGCAUCUUGCAAUGUGAUGCCCAGUAUUUGCAGAUCUAUGCAGUGACUCCCAUUCCAGAUAAUAUUGAUGUGCUGCAAAUGGACCGUGUCCCUGAUCGCAUAAAGAGCUUUUAUAGAGUUAACAACAUCAGGAAGUUCCGCUAUGACAGACCUUUCCAUAAAGGCCCAAAAGACAAGGAAAAUGAAUUUAAGAGUUUAUGGAUUGAACGCACAACUCUAACCCUGACUCACAGUUUACCUGGCAUCUCUCGGUGGUUUGAAGUGGAGAGAAGAGAACUGGUUGAAGUCAGCCCUUUGGAAAAUGCCAUUCAAGUAGUGGAGAACAAAAACCAGGAGCUGAGGACACUGAUAAGCCAGUACCAACACAAACAGAUGCAUGGGAAUAUCAACCUGCUCAGUAUGUGCCUGAAUGGAGUUAUUGAUGCUGCUGUGAAUGGUGGCAUAGCACGCUAUCAGGAGGCUUUCUUCGAUAGAGAUUAUAUUACUACUCACCCAGGAGAUGCAGAAAAAAUCACGCAGCUGAAAGAGCUGAUGCAUGAACAGGUACAUAUAUUAGGAGUGGGUCUUGCAGUACAUGAGAAGUUUGUACAUCCAGAGAUGCGCCCUCUACAUAAGAAACUAAUUGACCAGUUCCAGAUGAUGCGAUCCAGUUUGUACCAUGAGUUGCCUGCUUUGGAUAAACUGAGUCCAGCCUGCUCAGGAACGAGCACACCACGCAGCAAUAUGCUUGUAUCACAUAGUCCAAUGAGUCCAGAGAGUAUCAAGCUGGUACAUCGCCACAGCCCAUUGAAUAUGCUGGGCACAGUCCGACACUCGUCAUCUUCUCUUUCUUCCCAUACAUCAAGUGAAACAGGGAAUCUGGUUAUUCUAACAGACAGUUCUGUCGGAGAAACAGCAGAGGAUAUGUACCACAUGCAGGCCAGUCCUUCCACCUCAAGCCUGAGCUCUACCCAUUCUGCACCAUCCCAGAUGAUUAACUCUGCACCUCCUAGCGCACGGGGCUCUCCCUCUCUACCAGAUAAGUAUCGUCAUAAUCGGGAGCUGAUGAUGUUAUUACCGAUGCACCGAGACCGACCUAGCAGUGCCAUGUACCCUGCAGCUAUCAUGGAAAAUGGACAGCACCCAAAUUUCCAGCGAGCCUUGCUCCAACAAGUGAUUGGACCAUGCAAACCCUGCAGCGAUCCCAACCUUUCUGUUGCUGAAAAAGCUGUUCCAGCAGCACCAAGCAGCUGGAGUCUGGACAGCGGAACCAGAGAGGCCUUGCCAUUCCUGUCUACUCAUGUUGGGAGCAUCCUGGCCCCACCAGUACCUCCCCGAAGCCUGCCCCAUGGUCACUACUCGCUGCAUUUUGAUGCCUUCCAUCACCAUCUUAAUGAUGCCCCCCCAGCGCUACCUGCACGGACGCUACGUAAGUCACCACUUCACCCGAUUCCUGCAUCACCCACAAGCCCCCAGUCUGGCCUGGAUGGAAGCAACUCUACCCUUUCAGGCAGUGCAAGCAGUGGCGUCUCCUCGUUAAGUGAAAGUAACUUUGGGCAUUCAUCUGAGCCCCCUCCUCGAACAGACACGAUGGAUUCUGUCCCUAGCCAGGCGUGGAAUACUGAUGAAGACUUAGAGACACCCUACCUCCCCGUCAGGUAUAGUCUCUCAGAGCCUGAUGUUCUGGAAACACUCAAAUCCCAGCCGUGCCGAAGCCACUCUGCUCCAUCGGGAGUCAUUCCUCAGGACGCUGUGAACCCUCCAGCUCUACCCCCUAAACCAUAUCACUCCCGCCUUCCAAACAUGGAAAACGAGGAGGGGAUGAUCUUGGAAGAGGAUGAAAAACACCGGGCGCUACAUCGCAAAAUUUCCCAGCCAACUAGCGGUGUGAAAGAGGAGCAAGCCAGGGUAGCGUGGGAGCAUGGCAUCAGUGAGCAGUAGGCAGAAGUAUGAGAGAAGACAGUUUGCAUGAUCAUUCCAGGUCUGUGAAACCAGAAGACAGAUGUACAAUAGGAGGCUUCAGAGAAGAGAAAAGUGAACUGCUUUAUUCUCUGCUGCUGAGAGUUAAUGACUGGAGCCAGAGUUUGGGCCAGCAUGUGCAGUUGCUGCUUUCCUUUUUAUUUAAUUUUAUACUUUUAAGAUUUUUAGUGUUUUGGGGUUUUGUCUAUUUUUUUGCAGUGGGUGCUUCGUUCCUUCUACAGUUUUAUCAGACAGCAGGAAGUGAUAUUAGCUAUAGACACUUGCAGAAACUGAAAAGCAUUAGGAUUUUGAGGGGGUGGGAUGUGGCAUGGAAUUUUUACAAGCUUUCCUUCCAGUUUUGAGAUGCGCACAAGUUUUGAAGCAGUUGCACUAGGAAUGUGUUUAUUUGCUGUAGUAAGUGAAUGCUAAUUUUGAAUUCAGGGAUUCCGCGAAGCCAGAAGGUGCAGAGUUUUAAAGGCACUGAAGAAACGAGAUCUUCCAGGCUUGAGGCAUAUAAACUUAUUUUGCAGUGGUCUCCUUGCGUUGCCUCAGGUGUGCUGAAGCAAUCUAACCAGUGCUGACUGGCUGCCAUUUCUAUUUUAAAGCAUCAUUUCACACAAACUCUUCUUGGCUUGGCAUAGACUUUUUGAUUUCCUGCAUUUUCCAUUGUUAUUCAUCUGUAUUUAUUGAUGCUACAUUACGAGGGAAACGCCUAACCAUGGGACUUAUAGCCCAGUCUUGGCCUCCCUGUGCCUCUGGUUGUUGGCACUAGCAUUUUAAUUCCAGUCCAGGAGUAGAGGAGUAGUAUCUUAUGCCAGAGAAACUAAGAAACUAAGCUAGAAUAAAAGGAAAGUUUGAGCACACGCCUGACAGUUGCUUUAAGGCUGACGAUCUUGCAUAGUCCAAACUAUUAUCUGUUGUUGUACCAUCCUCCCCACCCCAGAAAAGAAAGCCUCUCAUUGUUGCAUUGCUGUUGGAGAAGAUCACUUCCAGUUUCUUGUUCCGAUGUCAUAGAAAUACAGUGGUCUUCAGAAAAUGUCCACUAAGUAAAAAUUGUAGAAGCGGGGGGUAUUUUGAUCCUUUUUAAUAAAAAGUUUCUGAAAUGUUUACAAAGGAGACGACUAAGGGUGUGCUAUGGGAUGUAAAAUCAUGAUUGACUGUUAGUGAACCUAAGGAAUGGGGCAUUGCUUAUAUUUAUAUUCAAGAACCAGUGCAGCCAAUUAACAUGCCAUAGUUGAACAUUUUAACCAAAGGAACACUGGGACAAGCUGCCAUAAACUAUAUGAGUUAGAAAUGUAGCUAAGUUUGGGAAAGGUACUGGGAAAUAUGGGAUGAAAAGGAAUAUUAACACAUAUUAAGCAAUAUGGCAAUGAUUUGCAGAUUCAAAUGAAUAAUGCAAGAUAACAAUACUUGAAAGUUGUUAGGGUUUUAGUCAGCCUUUUUUAAAUCCAUGUCAUCCCAACACCUUAAUAAUGGCAAAGUUAUAUUUAUUCAAGAUCCAGUUCUGCUGCCCUUCCCACUGAUGGCUAAAAAAAUAUGAAUCUGUUUAUUUUUACAAUUUUUGUAGUGAUACCCAGAAGCACAUUAUGAAAUGUUUUAUACUAAAUGAGGAAUCAGCACAGAAAAUGUAAAGGAUUGACUCAGUUUCCAAAACAGCCAAUGACAGAAACAUAUAGAAGCUCAAAGUUCUGGUUUCAUGCUUCAAUCAGUCACUAUAUAUAUAUUAUAAAGAAACAAAACAAAAAAUUCUAAAGAAGUGAAGAGAACCAUAUGUACCUUGUAUGACUGAAAUUGCUUUUUUCUGAAGUAAGCUGCUAAUAUAUCCCCCCACCAAGCUCUGUCCAAUGUAAACACACAGUAGUUCCAUCCUUAUAUUUUAACAAAACACCAUGGCAUUAAAAACUUGCCUAGUUUUAUUUUUGAGUUUGCACUAGAUAGAAAAUACAUUUGUAUUCCCUCUUUCCUUUUGUAUUCCCUCUUAAGUCAAAGUGGCUUUGCAGUGCCACUAGAAAGAAAUAUUUCAGGCACAAUUUAAAUGCAGGUCCUAUACUUCCAGUUAAGAUUAGAAUGUCAAACAUAAAUGUUACCCACUUAAGAGCUCCAGGAAGUUUUUUUUUAAAAAGACGUAACAUCUUUUUGGGAGCUUGAGAGACUAGCAGUACAAGCCUAAGGACAUUCCCAUUGUAGCAGGUUACUUAGAGGAUUGCAACCCACAGUAUAGCUAGGGUGUUUGCUGUUGAUACCUGAAAGCAGGUUGUUGGUUGUUUUUUUACAAGUAAGGUAAUGAGUUGGCAGAUGUAAGCAAAUACCAGCUACUUUCAUAACACUCAACCUUCAGAUUCCAUUGAGGGAAGCAAAUUUAGAUGCAGCGACUAAAGCUUUCCAAUUUCUACAUAAUGUUUGGUGUGCUCUGGUGGCUUUCUAAAAGGAAGUUCUCUGUGUGUACACGGAUGCAAUUUUUAAAUGAGUUUCCACUGUAUUGCAGUUGGCGAAAACUUAGCAUCCGAUAGAUUAGGGUGGAUUUCUAGUUGAUAAAUUAGGUAUCCUAUGCUGCAUUACUAAAAUUACUUACUAGAUAUUCAGGCCACCAGCACAAGCUCCAUUGAGAGGGGGGGGGGGAUAUGUGCUGACAUGGCUUUGAAAGCCAGCUUAUAAAAAGCAGCAUAAUAAUUUAGUUGGACACAGACAGCAAAAUGGAAACAUUGUAUAUUAUCUUUGGACCAGAAAGUAGCACAUACAAUCAUGGUACCUUGGAAUAAACUGCUCCAAAAUAUGGUAUUCUUGUCCUUUGCCGGAAGUAGAAGGAAGGUUUACAUGGGUGGUUUAAAAAUGGGAAGAAGUAAUUCCUGUUUGUAGUAGGAAAUAUAAUUGGAUUUUGUUGCCAUAGCAAAGGUAUAGGGAUUCUUUCCUUCACAAACAUCCCCACUCAUUUUUUCCCCUUUACUCUGUAAAAGGGGACUAAAGCAUAUCUUUCCUGAGGAAGAAAGAGUGAGCAGGAAAUUUAGGGAGGUGAUAUCAUGUUACUUAAUUUGUUUCCCCAUCAUGUUUCAUGUAAAUAUCCCACAAAUGCUGUGUAUUUGUACAGGAAAUUGAGCAAAAAAUGUAUAGAUUGUGAUGUCUGACUGGUACUCAACCCUGUAAAUGUAUUUUUAACCUAUGGCAAUCUGUUGUUGUUUAAAACAACGGCAACCACACACACACCCCUCUAACCAGUUCUCUUUUUGUGUAUUCAUGUUUGGAAAACCUAUCAUAACCGUAAGGAAAAGCAAACCUUAAAAGGAAAACAAAAUAUUUGUACCAGAGUCCUAAAGAUAUUUCAUUGUAUAUAUUGUGAUAGCAUGUUUCUGGAACCAACAAAUAAGUGAUGUGAAUUUUAGGUGUAAAUAUCUGCUGUUUUGUUUUGGAUUCUUUUCCUUCCCUUCCCCAUUCACUCAACUGCUAUGAUGUGAAAUUAAAAAUUAAUACUUGAUAUUAAAAAGCAUUGAGCAGAUGCUCCAAGGUACCCAUGAGAUAUUUAUUCAGAUGCCACAAUGUAUCUUACAUAUAAAAGCUGAUGCUCAGUAAACUCUCAUGCUGUUGAUCUCCUACAUUUCCUGUUCAGGUGCGGUCAAUUAAAAUUACACACCAAGAAGUUUAGGGGUGGGAAACUAUUUAAAAAAUCGGGAAAAUUAGAAGAAUGCUGCAAUCCACUUCAUAGGGGAAAUGAUAUGGUCAUCAGUUAUUAACUGUGUUUUACCCAGCAGUAUUAUCCCUUACUAAAAAUACUUUCCCCAAGAUUGGUGGGUAUCAUUUUCACUUUUUUAAAAAACAAAAACAAAAACAGAUUGUAACCAGUAAUCCCUAGAUGAUGAAACCUUGUUGCUUGUCGCUAGAACAGGUUUUCAUCUUGCUUUAUGGGACCCAAAGAGGUAGAAUAAUGCCACACCUAGUGAACUGAAGGCCCUGCAGAAUACUCAUGGAUUCUGUGUUUCUGACUGUGACAGCCAAUUACCACUGUGUGUUCAAGUUCAUUGAAAUAGCUUGGCCAUGCCCCCCCUCAUUUGUUGCCAAUCACAAGCUGCAUUGGUUUUGCCUUCUAUCAAAACAGAAACAUGCCCUACAUCUGAGCAGUAACCACACCAGGAAGCAGCUUCUGGAGCUGGAUUCAGAGUGUUGGCAGCAAUUUUCCUACCCAUGGAGAAAAUUUAAGGACCAGAAUACGGAAUGCUCCAUCACACUCAUGGCGAAUUAUUAAAUACACGAGAAUUAUUGCAGAUAAAUUCAGAAGCAGAAAACCAUGUGCAACACAUGGAAAACAGGCAUGCCUAAUACCUUUUCAGUCGGAUCGAAUGGAUGAAAGAUAGGAAUGGAAGAAAAACAGCAGCUCAACCCAUCACUUAGCAUAUAUGAUGGCAUAAUAUGGGGGCAACUUUGGAUUUCUUCCUGGGCUCAGGUCUUUUUGUUAAGCUUUAGCCAGCUGAUGAGUAUAGUGAGGGUACAAUGUUGAAUGUAGGAGACCCUGCUGCACAUCUCCUAACGGGGUGGUCUUAGGGAAGUUGAACACUCUACCUACGAACCUAAGACCCUGCUGGGUCAAUUCAAAAACCAAUCUAGUCCAGCAUCCUGUCCUCAGUGUGGCCAACCACAUGCCCAUGGGACGCCCACAAGUUGGACCCGAGUGCAGCAGCACUCUCUCCACUUGUCAUUCCCAGUGACUGGUAUUCAGAUGCAGACAAUCUCCACCAAAACCUAUUCAGGGGGAUUGUGAGGUCGUUUCUGGAUACAGAUAGAUGCGCACACCAUCUAACUCAGCACAUUUCCCAGCACUCAGAACAGUGGUUAUUUUGUUGCUGAGAUGAUAAUUGUCUCUCCCCCCUACCUCCAACUGAUAUAAUAGUGAGUGCUAUGUAGAAUGUGGUUAUGCAAGUAUAAGUACCUAUUGCAGUGUCUGUGACAUCACUGGCAACGAGCAACACAGCUCCUUUGUACGCCAUUUUGUAACCUUUAAUUUUGUUCCCCAAUCUCGUCUUGAGGCUGAGCAUUCUCCCAUUCAAACAUGUAGGCACUCUUUAAGCCCUUUAACAGCAACAUAAAAUACUUGCUUAAUUUUUUUCCCUUGUUUUUUUUAUGUCAACAUACUGAUUCUGAGUAUAUUGUUGUAUUAAUAUAUUACUACUGAUGUGAAUAUUGUCUAUUUUAAUGCUGUUGAAUGUAUAGUUUAUUUGAUCAUAUAUAUAUAAUUGUAAUUCUGUUAAAAUAUGAACAAUUAAUAAAAAGAUAAAAUAUAAUGAAAGGGCCAAACAUGAGCAGGGAUCCACCUCCCGUCAUCUUCCCACCACGCACAGUAUUGCCAUGUCAUUUCACAACCAUUUUUCAUUCUGUUCAAUUGCUGUUCUUCCCAAGGAGUUCUUGGAGGCUGUGUGCUCUUCCACUCCAACGCAGGACGCACUUUUCCCAUUAAAGAAAUAGUACUUUGGCCACCCCAUAUAUCUGUUUCUUUCUUUGUUGUCUAA
Messenger RNA from Zootoca vivipara (common lizard), 11928 nucleotides. It is a transcript of the gene DOCK3, whose product is annotated as dedicator of cytokinesis 3. Gene Ontology annotation, molecular function: small GTPase binding; guanyl-nucleotide exchange factor activity. The record is from RefSeq and is a predicted model, not a curated record. NCBI's taxonomy places the organism in Eukaryota, Metazoa, Chordata, Lepidosauria, Squamata, Lacertidae. Gene Ontology annotation, biological process: small GTPase-mediated signal transduction. Gene Ontology annotation, cellular component: plasma membrane; cytoplasm.